ACUCCGCCCAUUCCACGUGACGUCGCACGGCAGCAGAGAGUCAGUCACGUCGGCGUGACAAUAGGAAGAUCUCUACCGGGUCGAGCUCUGUGACGGGUUGUCACAAAACUAGUUAUUAAGAUCAUAAUUAAGUGACACUUUCUUUUCGCCAAACAAUGCCGCGACAACCCGUCUGCAUUGUAGCACACAAGGACGGCUGACGACAAGAAGCAAAGUGGCUAAUGCUACUAUCCAAGUAGCUGACUGUCACUUUAAUUUGAAGAAUCAUGACAAAGGAAGGCAAUGUGUGUGAAGUCACCCUUGGUGUCGGGGGCAUGACUUGUGGUUCCUGUGUCCAAUCCAUAGAGCAGCACAUUGGUUCUCUGCCAGGGGUGAUACACAUAACGGUCUCUUUAGAGCAGGCGACUGCCACAGUCAUUUUUAAUGACAGCCAGCAGAGCGCAGCGUCCCUAUUGGAGGCCAUUGAUGACAUGGGGUUUGAAUCGAGUUUAUCGACGUCCGACGCGGCCACACCCGUUUGCACCGAUAGCCAGCUGGUCCCAACGUCAGGGCUGAUACCUUUAACUGGGAGGGAGAAAGGGUCUCAGAUCUCGGGAGAGAGUUCAGCAAACGAGGGCCUCGAAGUCACCUUUGCCUCGUCUUUGACGCCCGCUCAGGAGCUCAAUGAAGUCAUGUUGAGGCCCUCACCGUCGCAGAACGACGCUCCGAGCAGCCCUGUGCCAAGAGACUUGCCCGUGUCGCCAUCACCCAGCACAGACAGCAGAGCGGCGCUCCUGAAGAUGAGCAUUCAAGGCAUGACCAGUCAUUCCUGCACCACCACGAUUGAGGGGAAGAUUGGAAAAUUGAAAGGGAUUGAAAAGAUCAAAGUCCUCUUGGAUUCUCAGGAAGCCACGAUCGUGUACCUGCCUUACCUCAUAAGUGUUCAGACCAUUAUCGACCAGAUUUCUUUGGCCGGCUAUAAGGCUUGUGUGAAGAUCAAAACAUGCCCCCUGCAACUUUCCCUGAGUGAAGUUGAACGCUUUGCUGAUUCUCAUAAAACAAGUGCUUCUUCAACCGUAGACACUUCUGAGGAGACAGAAACCUGCAUUGACACAACUCUAGUGGCGCUCACUGUGAAAGGCAUGCACUGUCGAUCCUGCGUGGUCAAUAUCCAAGACAACAUCGCUACGCUGCCCGGUGUAUCCUCUGUGGUAGUCUCUCUUGAGGAAGAGAAAGCCUCCAUCUGCUACGACCCGCUGAAAGUCAGUGUUGCUCAGUUGCGACAGGCAAUUGAAGCACUUCCUCCGGGGACCUUCAAAACUCAACCUUGGGACUCUUCUGGGCUCCUCAGCCCUCCAGCUACCUCGCCUCCGCCUGCUUUAUCUGCACCGCAAGCAUUUCCUCGAUCCUUUGCCAAACCUGCUGUACCCCAGCCCUGUUUAGUCCAACCUCUGGCAUCCAUAGCCAAGAUUCACAUUGAUGGCAUGACAUGUAAUAGUUGCGUCCAGUCAAUAGAGGGCAUGAUGUCUCAGAGAAAAGGUGUGAUUUCAGCGCAGGUGUCUUUGGCCGAUAAGCAAGGCCUCUUUGAAUAUGACCCCCUCUUGACCUCCCUAGUCGAGCUUAGGGAUGCCAUCGAAGACAUGGGCUUUGAUGCAUUACUAUCUGAGACCAAUUCCUUGACACCUGUGUCAUCACCCAGUGUUCUCAAGUCUUCGAGUGUGGCGCUAGUGAAGGAGAAAGAACUGCUUGAUGGCAGCCUCCUCAAAGAGAUGCCCGAGGAUCGCAAAACAGCCAAAAAAGACAAACUCUCAAGUGCGAACAAGUGCUUCAUCCAGAUCCGAGGCAUGACCAGCGCAUCUUGUGUGGCAAACAUUGAGCGAAAUCUCAAAAAUGAGCCUGGUAUCUACACUGUUCUGGUGGCGUUAAUGGCCAGUAAGGCUGAGGUGCGCUAUAAUGCUGAAUUGAUAGAUCCUGUGAAGAUUGUCGAGUGUGUGAACGAGCUGGGCUUCUCCGCCUCAGUCAUGGAGAACUAUGAAGGCUCCGAUGUCAACCUGGAAUUAGUGGUAAGGGGGAUGACUUGUGCCUCUUGUGUCCACAAAAUUGAAUCCAGACUGAUGAGAGAAAAUGGGAUUAAAUAUGCCUCUGUUGCCUUAUCCACCAAUAAAGCACACAUUAAGUACGAGUCCGAAGUGAUAGGACCGCGAGACAUCAUCAAGCUGAUUGAGAAUUCGGGUUUUGAAGCAUCUUUGGUGAAGAAGGACCGCACUGCCAGCCAUUUGGACCAUAGCAAAGAGAUACGACAGUGGAGGAAAUCUUUCCUAGUGAGCCUGGUAUUUUGUGUGCCGGUGAUGGGCAUGAUGGUAUACAUGAUCAUCAUGGACCACCAGAUGAACGCUUCCCACCAACACAACGCCACGGCCGAGGACCGCAACCUGUACCACGCCACCAUGUUCCUGGAGAGACAGUUGCUCCCAGGCCUCUCUGUCAUGAACUUGCUCUCUUUUCUUUUUUGCGUACCUGUGCAGUUUAUCGGUGGUCGCUACUUCUACGUUCAGGCCUACAAAGCAGUGACACACGGAUCUGCCAACAUGGAUGUGCUUAUAGUCCUGGCCACCUCCAUAGCUUUUACAUACUCCUCCAUCGUACUAAUAGUGGCCAUGGUGGAGAGAGCAAAAGUCAAUCCCAUCACUUUCUUUGACACACCACCGAUGCUUUUUGUCUUCAUCUCGCUGGGACGCUGGUUGGAGCAGAUAGCCAAGAGCAAGACGUCUGAGGCUCUUUCCAAGCUCAUGUCUCUGCAAGCCACGGAGGCCACAGUCGUCGUUCUCAACAGUGAUUCAACCAUUCUGAGUGAGAAUCAAGUGGAUGUUGAGUUGGUGCAGAGGGGAGAUGUGGUAAAAGUAGUUCCUGGUGGAAAGUUUCCAGUCGAUGGUAGAGUUCUUCAGGGGCAUUCCAUGGCGGACGAGUCCCUCAUCACAGGUGAGGCCAUGCCCGUGACCAAGAAGCCAGGGAGUGUUGUGAUUGCGGGCUCCAUUAACCAGAAUGGCUCUCUCCUGGUCAGCGCUACACAUGUCGGCAUGGACACCACGCUGUCGCAGAUUGUCAAACUAGUUGAAGAGGCUCAGACUUCAAAAGCUCCCAUCCAACAGUAUGCUGAUAAGAUCAGUGGCUACUUUGUACCCUUCAUUGUUGGUGUGUCACUCCUUACUUUGAUUUCCUGGAUUGUAAUUGGGUUCCUGGAUUUCCCUCUAGUGGAAAAAUACUUUCCAGGUUAUGACAAAAGCAUUUCCAGGGCAGAGGCGGUGAUUCGCUUCGCUUUCCAGGCCUCCAUAACCGUGUUAUGCAUCGCCUGUCCCUGCUCCCUCGGUCUGGCGACCCCAACGGCGGUCAUGGUGGGCACUGGGGUUGGAGCCCAAAAUGGCAUCCUGAUAAAAGGAGGGGAACCUCUGGAAAUGGCACACAAGGUCCAGUCAGUGGUGUUUGAUAAGACCGGGACCAUUACGUAUGGCGCUCCAAAGGUUGUCCAGGUCAAAAUAGUAGUGGAGGGCAACAAGAUGCCUCGCUCCCGACUGCUCGCCAUCGUGGGCACAGCAGAGAACAACAGCGAGCAUCCUCUGGGAGCAUCUAUCACCAAGUACUGCAAGCAGGAGCUCGGCACAGAGUCGCUUGGCACGUGCACUGACUUCCAGGCCGUGCCGGGCUGCGGCAUUCGGUGUCUGGUCAGCAACACCGAGAUGCUGUCAAAGCACACAGACAGCGACAGCGAUGACAACAACCAGCCUAACAGCAUGCUUGUUCAGAUCAGCGACACCGUCACGUCAACCAGCUCCCAUUCUCUUAUCGUGGACCCACAGCCACUCAGCUACGCGGUCCUGAUUGGCAAUCGAGAGUGGAUGAAGCGGAAUGGUCUGCAGGUCCGACAUGAUAUCGAUGACGCCAUGACGGAGCACGAGCGAAGAGGUCGCACCGCCGUCCUGGUUGCUGUAGACAAUUUACUGUGUGCUAUGAUAGCCAUAGCGGACACAGUGAAGCCGGAAGCUGAGAUGGCUGUCCAAACUCUGACCUGCAUGGGCCUGGAGGUUGUGUUGAUGACGGGAGAUAACAGCAAGACGGCACGAGCCAUUGCUGCACAGGUGGGUAUCAGGAAGGUGUUUGCAGAGGUGCUGCCCUCCCACAAGGUGGCCAAGGUGGAGCAGCUGCAGCAGGCGGGAAAGAGGGUCGCAAUGGUAGGCGACGGCAUCAACGACUCGCCCGCUCUGGCCAUGGCUGACGUCGGCAUCGCCAUAGGAACGGGCACGGAUGUCGCCAUCGAGGCAGCAGAUGUGGUCUUGAUCAGGAAUGACCUGCUGGAUGUGGUGAGCAGCAUCGACCUCUCUAAAAAGACUGUCAAGAGGAUCAGGAUCAACUUUGUCUUCGCUCUCAUCUACAACCUGGUUGGCAUUCCCAUCGCUGCAGGUGUCUUCCUUCCCAUUGGUUUGGUAUUACAGCCGUGGAUGGGAUCUGCCGCCAUGGCAAUGUCUUCCGUCUCUGUGGUUUUGUCCUCGCUUCUACUCAAAUGCUACACCAAGCCCAGCACCGAGAAGCUGGAGGCCCGGCUGGAGUCGCGGCUGGGCCGCGGCACGCGACAGGGCAGCCUGUCCGACAUCAGCGUCAACAUCGGCAUGGGCGAGCUGCGGCGAUCCUCGCCCAAGCUCAGCCUUCUCGACCGCAUUGUCAACUACAGCCGGGCGUCCAUCAAUUCACUGCGCUCCGACAAGCACUCGAUCCACAGCCAGGUGCUCAGCGAGCCCGACAAACACUCGCUCCUCAUGGGGGAGGCGCCGUGCGAAGCGGAGUUCUGUUGAAGGCCACCGUCACAAAGUGCCCAAGGUAGCUUCUUUUUUCAAUCCCGGGCGGCUUCGCUAAGCGUUUCAUCUGGGUGGAGGAUGCCGUGGCGUCACACUUGAUUACAAGAGAGCCUGCGCGUCCUCGUGUUGAUUACGAGCACUUCAGAGCAAACUGGCUCACUUCCUCUUCUCUCUCUUUUUUCCCCCCAUUUUGUUGAUGUCAGAGCCAUGCAGUGCCGUCAGAGCAGCCAUCUGAACACGCAUGUGUAUCCAAAGACCUUUUUAAGUUUUAGCCCUUUUCAUUCAAUGUUGUAUAAUAUGGAGUAUUUAUAUUUCCACUUAUUUAUCAUGUUCAUCUAAAUCCAUGUGGGAGAUUCAAAUGACACUUGAGAGCGAAUUGGAAACUUACGUUAGACAAGUCGAGUGGAAACGCCAUCGUGGCAAAGUCCAGCACAUUCCAAAGAGAGCGCUUUGGACCCAACAGUGGUCCAAUGUUGCCGUGGCGACGGGCAGGCAUUCACUUAACCCGGCGCUAUCUGCUGUUAUCUUGUUACAUAUGUGCUGCUCAUUGCUGUGCAAGUUGUCUUCUAUAUGUUAUGCAAGUGCAUUUAGGCCAUUGGUACUGAUUGCAUGUUGUGACGUAUGUCACUGCUUCUCAGCUUCUUUGUGUCUGCUCGAGUUGUGGCACUAAUUACAUCUUACAGUCGUGGAUGGUUUACUGCUAGGAGGGAUUAUUGCUUUUUUCUUCUUUCUUGAGCCCUUUUAAAGUCAGCGCAUUGUCACGCAAGAGUCCAAGCCCUCGCUUUGUUUUUUGUUGUUUUGUUUUAGUUGUUGUCGCUUCCCCAAAGACGUGUGUUCUGAAGUCCGCAGAGCGUUACCACAUCGGCCUGUCCAAGUGACGUCCAUUGAGCGUCACAUUACAUGUACAUGUACGGUUAAAUGAAGGAUGUUUGCCUUGAAUGUUCUCAGUCAGCGAUGGGGAACCUACAGCUACAGCUACGGCUCACAAGAACUUUUCAUUCGGGCUGCCCAAAAAAGUGACCCCUGAAUAUCCAUAAUUUACUUUAAAUAAACAUUAAUUCUAUGUUGUG
Molecule: messenger RNA, 5896 nt
Organism: Hippocampus comes (tiger tail seahorse)
Lineage: Eukaryota; Metazoa; Chordata; Actinopteri; Syngnathiformes; Syngnathidae
Gene: atp7a
Product: ATPase copper transporting alpha
Exons: 23
Coding region: 267-4823 (1518 amino acids)
Biological process (GO): monoatomic cation transport
Cellular component (GO): membrane
Molecular function (GO): ATPase-coupled monoatomic cation transmembrane transporter activity; ATP binding; ATP hydrolysis activity
Source: RefSeq, a predicted model, not a curated record